Messenger RNA from Monodelphis domestica (gray short-tailed opossum), 2143 nucleotides. It is a transcript of the gene BIRC7, whose product is annotated as baculoviral IAP repeat containing 7. The record is from RefSeq and is a predicted model, not a curated record. Gene Ontology annotation, cellular component: nucleus; cytoplasm. NCBI's taxonomy places the organism in Eukaryota, Metazoa, Chordata, Mammalia, Didelphimorphia, Didelphidae. Gene Ontology annotation, molecular function: ubiquitin protein ligase activity; cysteine-type endopeptidase inhibitor activity involved in apoptotic process. Gene Ontology annotation, biological process: negative regulation of apoptotic process; positive regulation of protein ubiquitination; regulation of cell cycle.
UGCAGUACCUGACUAGAAACUGCCCUAUGUCUAAAUACAACCAACAGCAACUAAAUCUCUUCUGAUUUAUUCUAUGAGUUAUUCUCCUGUGAGUUAUUCUCCUAUAAUAUUCUGGGGUUAAGAUCUACUCUGACCACGUUUCACAAAACCAAAUUUGAUCCUUCUUCCUUUUUCUUUUCACUGCAAUCUUCCCUGGCACUUUGGUGCUGAGACAGACCUCUUCUGGAGCUGUUGUCAUUCCAGUGAAGGCUCUGGCUGUGAGCCCUAUGAUUCUGGGAUUGACCACUGUCAGAACAUGUGAGGUGGAAUCCCUGACCCAGUGCUUUCCAGAAGGCUAAGCCAGCAAAUUUGGAAUAGUCCAGAGUGUGUCUCCUCCCACCUCCCUUCACCCUACAGUGGUCCAGGGCAGGCAUCCAAACGGGCAUGAUAGAAAUGCCAGUUUUCAUUUCCCAGUUUUUUGAAGGGGAAACCACACAGCUCUGGGGGAGACAGGAAGACCCAAGUGUGCAAGAGGUUGAGCCCAGAAUGGGCAGUGAGGCAAGUCGGAGAAAGACAUUUCAAGACUGGCCUCCUGAGGGGCCUGUCUCUCCCCAGGACCUGGCCAGAGCUGGCUUCUUCUAUGUAGGCCCUCAGGACAGGGUUCAGUGUUUUUGCUGUGGUGGGAUGCUCGACAACUGGAUGGCUGGAGAUAGCCCCAUCCUAGAACACCAGAGGUUUUUCCCCAAGUGCCAGUUUGCUCUCAGCAAGCAUACUGGCAAUAUUCCUGCCCAGGAUACUUCUGACAGUGUGGAUGGACAAAUCUUGAGUCAGUUGCAACGAAUUUCAGAGGAAGGCGAAGGGGAAGGGAAUGAGGAUACUGUGACCACCAGACCUGUCUAUCCAGAUAUGGGUGUAGAACAGAUCCGACUGGCUUCAUUUCACAACUGGCCAUCAGCUGCAGUGGUGUGCCCUCAGCAACUGGCCAGAGCAGGCUUCUUCUACACAGGCCAGCAUGACCAUGUGAAGUGUUACUAUUGUGAUGGCGGCCUGAGGAACUGGGAUCGAGGAGAUGACCCUUGGAGAGAACAUGCCAAAUGGUUCCCUAGAUGUGAAUUUCUGCUUCAAUCCAGGGGCAGAGCCUAUGUCAACAGCAUCCAAGAUUCCUCCAGCUUGCUAGAUUCCUGGGGCCAUGGAGAAGAUCCACAAGAGGUAGCUCCCACUUCUACUCCAGGUAGCCCAGGAAGCCUGGCUUGGCUAGCUUGGCCAGCUUGGCGGCAAUCCACAGUGGUAAAAAGUGUGCUGCAGAUGGGGUUUGAGCAGAGCAUGGUGGAGAGGUUGGUUCUGAGUAAAUACAGGCUGGCAACACCAGCCAGCACGUCAGUGUCUCAGCUGGUCUCUGAUCUAAUUCAAGAGGAAGAGACGAAUGCAACAGAGACCAGAGCAUCUGUUCCUAUGGCAUCUGAAUCAACUCCACCUAGAAGAGAAUCCCAGCCUGAACAGAUCACAGAAACAGGACCCCUAAGCACUGAGCAGCAACUGCAGCAGCUAAAGGAGGAGAGGACAUGCAAAGUGUGCAUGUAUCAAGUGGUGUCCAUUGUCUUUGUUCCCUGUGGCCACUUGGUCUGUUCAGAGUGUGCCCCAAACCUGCAGCAGUGCCCCAUCUGCCGAGCAGCCAUCCAUGGGAGCAUCAGGACUUUCCUGUCCUAACCAAGCUCUGAUCAUCUGAGCCAUGCUUAGGAACUGCUGAGUUUGGAAAAACAAUACUGAUUUUGGAUCCUUGAAGACAUUGGGAUAAUGGGGGGAAUCGUGACCCUGCCUUCUGAACAUACAGUGAUCAAUCAUGCCUCUUACCCAGAUGAGGAAACAAGUGAAGUCUCAGCUUCAGACCUCAUCAUGGGACCCAUAGCUGCAAUUACAAGCAAGGCCAGCUUAGUUGGAAAGUAAUUAGGGGGCAUCAGUGGAUGAGGAAAUAGCCCUUAUCUAACAUCAUACAUGCAAAUAGUCUCAUAAGCAACAUUUUGUUUGGGUUGGGGUACAUAUGUGUGAUUUUCUGCUUUGGUUUUUGCUAUGACUAUAUUUAGAGUUCUUUAACUUUUUGCAAUAAAGUUUCUUCCGGUGUAAUCAAUACCUUGAUGUUAGUCCUUGAAAGUAGAAGGCAUUUGCU